AUGCAGAGGCUACAGCCUAGCGUCUCCAGUAAGCCUCCGUCGCGUAAGACACCCUUCCAGCCUGCUCAUGAGCUCCAGUAUGGACUAAAAGUCAUGGCGAAGGAUGCUAGCGGUGUAGUGUGCUCCGUGCGCUGUCAGUUUUGCAAAUAUUUUGGGAGAGAGGAAUCGAAGAACGGCAAGAGACGACGAACCCAAAACCAAAAGUUUUACAAGCCCCCAUAUCGACCUCAAUACUACACAGAUCAUAACACAACAGCUCAUGGUAUUAAGUGGGCGCAGUAUCAGGCCCUGAGCAGCGACGAGAAAUCGGGCAUUUUUCUCUGGUCAAAUUUCACACAACAAUCAGUUAUCCUCCCACUACGAAGUCGAGUCUUCUACACUGAGCUUUGA
This is a messenger RNA of Phytophthora nicotianae INRA-310, 390 nucleotides long. RefSeq lists its product as hypothetical. The transcript has a single exon. Lineage: Eukaryota; Oomycota; Peronosporomycetes; Peronosporales; Peronosporaceae. The record is from RefSeq and is a predicted model, not a curated record. The coding region runs from base 1 to 390 and encodes 129 amino acids.